CACUGAGAUACCUCUGCUCCGUCAUUUAGUCGUAAAUGACAUGUCGCCAGAAAGUGGGCAGAUACCUGCUCUCAACAACUGCUCAUCAUAGCAUUCGCACGUCCGCGCCAUCCGUCCACGUUUACCAGCGGUGGUUCCCUCUUUGCACCGCCGCGCCGCACCAUGCCUUCACAACCUUGACCCCCCGAAACGUCGACUGGCGUACUGGCCGGUUGAAUGUCGAGCCGUGUGACACAAUCUAUGCUCUAUCCACUGCUCAUGGACGUGCUGCCGUUGCCGUGAUUCGAAUUUCUGGCCCAGCAUGCCUCCACGUUUACGGUCAAUUAUGCCCCGGAAAGACGGCCCUAUCCCCACGAAGAGCUACCUUGCGAAGACUCCAUUCUCCUGAUCCAGACGGCGCAUUAUCUUUGAAAGAUCGAAUCCUUGACCAUGGGGCCCUUGUCCUGUACUUUCCUGCCCCAAACACGGUCACCGGCGAGGAUAUCCUGGAGCUUCAUCUGCACGGUGGGCCGGCGAUCGUACGAUCUACUCUCAGAGCAAUAUCACAAUGUGGUCAAUCAAGAGACAUGGAUGGGUCAAGAACCAAGCUCCGCCACGCCGAGCCCGGCGAAUUCACAAAAAGAGCAUUCUACAAUGGCCGUCUGGACCUCACCCAAGCCGAAGCUUUGGGCGAGACUCUGGCUGCAGAGACGGAACAACAGCGUCGGCUGGCCGUUAGUGGUGCCCAAAGCGGGCUUGCGAAGAGGUAUGAUGACUGGCGCCACCAACUGCUAUACGCUCGUGGCGAGCUGGAAGCUUUGAUCGAUUUUUCCGAGGAUCAGCAUUUCGACGAGUCUCCAGCAGAAUUUAUGAGGUCUGUAACAGAGCAAGUCCGGACUCUCAAGAGUCAGAUAGAUCUACACCUCAGGAAUGCGUCAAAAGGUGAGUUGCUGCGGAACGGCAUCAGCAUUGCUCUUCUUGGGGCCCCCAAUGCUGGUAAGAGCUCGCUUCUCAAUCGAAUCGUUGGGCGCGAGGCGGCCAUUGUCAGUGCAGAAGAAGGAACCACUCGCGAUAUUGUCGAUGUGACAGUUGAUAUCGCAGGAUGGCUGUGCAGGCUGGGCGAUAUGGCCGGCUUACGGGGUCAUGGGGUUGAUGUUCCAUAUGAAAACCAAUUGCCGAUUGGCCAUGUUGAGCAAGAGGGCAUUCGCCGCGCCCGCGAGCGGGCACUACAGUCCGAUGUGGUCGUAGUGCUGCUCUCACUCGAACGUACAAAAGAUGAUGGCCUUUUCAUUCCGGUUAAUGGCCAGGUUCUCGAAGCAUUUGAGGAGUGCCACGCCGCGGGCAAGACAAUUCUUAUUGCGCUCAACAAGACCGACCUUGCCCAGGAUGACAAGUCAGAACUUGAAUGUCUCCAGAGCAAGAUUAGAAAGACCUUCCCCAAUAUCCCUUCGACCAAGAUCUCGUUGGUCUCCUGCCGAAAUGCAGCAAUGGAAAACAGUGCGACAGGAAAUGGCGAUCCAGGAGGGAUCCAAGCCUUUCUUUCGUCGUUGACCGGCACAUUCACCGACUUGACCACUGCAAGCUCUGGCAGCGACGCCAGUACCAAGGCCAUGACUCCUGCCGAAGCUCAAUCCUACUGGACAGCAUCGCUCUCGGUCACACAUCGACAAAGUAUUUAUCUCGAAGAAUGCCGUGGCUACCUCGACGAGUUCCUCGCCCAAUCUGAAGGAGACCUCGACAAUGAUGACGGUGAUUGGCGGCCGAAUACAGAGGCUUCGGUGGAAAACGUUGACUCCCAUGACGGUCGUUUGACACGUCGGAAUAAGGACACCUCUCUCACUAUUACUCCCGGAUCGGGCAGCGUUGAUAUUGUUACUGCUGCCGAACAUCUACGUUUCGCCGCGCAAUGUCUCGCUAGGAUCACUGGGCGUGGCGAAGGCGGCGACGUCGAAGACGUUCUUGGUGUUGUAUUUGAAAAAUUCUGCGUGGGGAAAUGAAAGCAGGUUGUCGAGCGGCGGGCUUCAAGUCAAAAUUGGUUGUUUGUCCUGCAAUGUCGAACGAAUGAACUUGGGUCGAAAGGGAAUCUUGAGCAUCGAUGGGGUGAGGAUAUUCGCGGAUGAAGUCAAGGGUUGCCGUAAGAGAAGCGCAACGAACGCGGGGGGAUCAGUUGUAACCACCGCGGCCAAGAGCAGCCUGCUGCUGUUGUUGUCUGUUGUAACCUCCACGGCCUUGAACAAUGGGGGUGCGGUUGUAUCCUCCACGACCUUGCUUGUUGUAACCGCCUCGGCCCUUCUGAGGAGCAGAAUCUGCAGGGGUAUUGUAACCACCUCGACCCAUGGCCAUUUCGAUAAUGGAUUGGAAGUAUAGGGCGAUGGAAAGAAUGAUGGCGGUCGCGUUGGGUUGGUUGGAUGGAACGAUCCGGGCUUGAAUGACCAAGACAAAAAAGGAAAGAGAGAUGUUGACAAAAGGAAAUAAGACAAAGGAAAUAGAGAUAGGAAAUGGGCUGAGUGGUGUCGAAGUGGGCGACACCGGGCGACACUCUGGGUGCCUGGGUGGGAAAUGAGAGAGACAGAUAUAAAGAAAUGUAUUCUAUACCUUGAGUCGUGUUUGCCUGGAAGCUUUGAAAAUUGUUGAGACUGAUGUUGUUGAUUGCCGUAUAGAAGGAAUUGAUUUAAAUGAAAUAGACUGGUGAUGCUGACG
Exophiala mesophila is the source of this 2679-nucleotide messenger RNA. RefSeq lists its product as uncharacterized. Lineage: Eukaryota; Fungi; Ascomycota; Eurotiomycetes; Chaetothyriales; Herpotrichiellaceae. Gene Ontology annotation, molecular function: GTP binding; GTPase activity; protein binding. The coding region runs from base 36 to 1976 and encodes 646 amino acids. The record is from RefSeq and is a predicted model, not a curated record. Gene Ontology annotation, biological process: tRNA wobble uridine modification; tRNA methylation. The transcript has 2 exons. Gene Ontology annotation, cellular component: cytoplasm; mitochondrion.